Molecule: messenger RNA, 710 nt
Organism: Mercenaria mercenaria
Lineage: Eukaryota; Metazoa; Mollusca; Bivalvia; Venerida; Veneridae
Exons: 2
Coding region: 111-461 (116 amino acids)
Source: RefSeq, a predicted model, not a curated record
ACAACUACUUAAAAGUACAGAGAUUUGAUUGGUUAAUACAAAAUGAAAUAAUUAUAAAAUGGGUAUAUUCGCAAUCAUUUUCGCAGAUGUUAUGAUUGUGGCGAGAAAUUAUGGCGGAUUUAGUAGACAAAGCUAACCAUCUUUUACAAAACAUUGAUAAUUUACUUAUUUCUCUCGAUUGUUCGUGGCGAAGUUUACCAACUCUAGCCAAGAUCAAUGCUUUUGAGGAAGAGAUUGAGAUUGCAUCAAAUGAUGACGAUAUAAAGGAAGUUAUUGCUACAGCCAGGAUACUGUUGGAGUCUGAGAAUAAUGCCGAAAAUGACAGAACAACCAGUAGCUCGGAAAUACCAUCAACCAGUGUGGAAAUUCCUUCUACGAGUGAAACGUCCUCUGACAUAAUUACAAUUUCGAGCGACGAGGAAGAUGAUGCAAACCGCCGCGAAAACGCUUUAAGGGAGUAAAAUGUUUUCACAUGUUGAGAAAAAAAUUCUCACAGAAAGACUGGGAGAACAGGGAAAAAGUGUUUCAAAGUGAACUACAACAACAAUUAAAAAACGCUAGAGACGAUAUUUGUCAGUGCACAAUAUGUCUCCAAAACGAUAAACAGUACACCACAAUUCCUUGCGGACAUACAUAUUGUAAGGAAUGUGCAACAAAGGUCAGAUCUAAACGAAAAUGUUUUUUUUUGUAGAAAACGUGUUAGAUCAAUU